GUUCAAUUUUUUUUUCAAACUCUAUUCAUUCGAAGCCAGCGCAAUAAAUCAUUGUAUUCAUCUUACCGCAAAAAUGGGAGUCAAAACUCGCGAUUUCCAGCCGAAGCCACAUUUCCAAUCUCAUCACGAACAAGACUCUACCACUACACGCAACAGUAAAACUGUUAUCUUGCAGAAAAAAGAUGCCAACUUUACUACCGGCCGUACAUUCGCCCAUUUCCUGCUGGAGUUAUGUGGUUUUGUCUUAUUUUUUGGCUAUGCGGCAAUCACGAUGAAAAGUGUUUGUGAUCGUUUCAUGGCUGACGGUGCAAGCCCCAUCAUGGCCUACCGCAUGCUCGUCGCUGUUGUACUUGGGAUGAGCGCGGCCGACCUCACUUCUGGAGUCGUGCACUGGGCUGUCGAUAACUGGGGUGAGAGCGACUUUCCAGUCCUAGGAUCAGUCUUCUUUCGUCCUUUCCAUCAUCAUCAUUCGGAUCCUUCUGCUAUAACUACCCACGGCUUCAUCGAAAGAAACGGCAAUAAUUUCUUGGUCAGUCUACCAGGAAUCUGGGCUGCAGCAAAUGCCAUUACGUAUCCAGACCCUUCAUCAAGCUUCGCACUCGCUAGCUUCUGGCUUGCCUACACGAUGUGCUCCGGAUUCGCCAAUGAGAUCCAUUGCUUUGCGCAUAUGAAGAACCCUCCCUGGAUCGUUCAAAAGCUCCAAGACUUUGGGUUGCUGGUGUCACGACGGGAUCAUCAAGUGCAUCAUAUGCGUCCGCACGAUCGCAACUACUGUCUCGUGACAGGUUGGAUGAAUGGUCCAUUGACUGCAAUUGGCCUUUUUGAGGCCAUGGAAGGAGUGAUCAACAAAGUAACAGGCUCCGUUCCACUUCAUGCGCGGAUUGGAAAGGGUCAUGGUGCUUAGUCUCAAUCGACUGAAGGACCUUGGGAUCAGUAACAACGUAACAACAAUGUCAUUGUAGGACUUUUUGGAGGAUUUUAUAUUUGGUAUACUGAGGGGACUUCUCUUAAGGGGUCGCUUGAUUAGCGAGAGAUCCAGCCAUUUGCAUCGCGUUUUUGUUGGUCAUGUCACGAGGCGAGAACAGAACUAUUGAGGUCAUAGAGUAUAGAGAGCGAUAUCAGU
This is a messenger RNA of Mollisia scopiformis, 1123 nucleotides long. RefSeq lists its product as uncharacterized. The transcript has a single exon. Bases 74 to 904 code for a protein of 276 amino acids. Gene Ontology annotation, molecular function: oxidoreductase activity. NCBI's taxonomy places the organism in Eukaryota, Fungi, Ascomycota, Leotiomycetes, Helotiales, Mollisiaceae. The record is from RefSeq and is a predicted model, not a curated record.